Odocoileus virginianus texanus is the source of this 699-nucleotide messenger RNA. RefSeq names its product brain specific homeobox (gene BSX). Gene Ontology annotation, biological process: regulation of DNA-templated transcription. Gene Ontology annotation, molecular function: DNA-binding transcription factor activity, RNA polymerase II-specific; DNA binding. The record is from RefSeq and is a predicted model, not a curated record. Lineage: Eukaryota; Metazoa; Chordata; Mammalia; Artiodactyla; Cervidae.
AUGAAUCUCAACUUCACCUCCCCUCUACACCCGGCGUCAUCUCAGAGGCCCACGUCCUUCUUCAUCGAGGAUAUCCUGCUACACAAGCCCAAGCCGCUGAGGGAGGUGGCCCCUGACCACUUCACCAGCACUCUGGCCUCCCGGGUGCCUCUGCUAGACUAUGGCUACCCACUCAUGCCCACACCCACCCUCCUGGCUCCUCACCCCCAUCACCCACUACAUAAGGGAGACCACCACCACCCUUAUUUCCUCACCACCUCGGGGGUGCCGGUCCCCGCGCUGUUCCCGCACCCCCAGCACCCAGAGCUGCCGGGGAAGCACUGCCGCCGCCGCAAAGCUCGCACGGUUUUCUCGGACUCGCAGCUCUCGGGCCUGGAGAAGAGAUUCGAGAUCCAGCGCUACCUGUCCACGCCGGAGCGGGUGGAGCUGGCCACGGCCCUCAGCCUGUCGGAGACGCAGGUGAAAACGUGGUUCCAGAACCGGAGGAUGAAGCAUAAAAAGCAGCUGAGGAAAAGUCAAGACGAACCCAAAGCGACUGAUGGGCCCGAGAGCCCCGAGGGCAGCCCCCGCGGCCCCGAGGCCGCACCCGCCGAGGCUCGGCUGGGCCUGCCCGCCGGCUCCUUCGUGCUGACGGAGCCGGAGGACGAGGUGGACAUUGGGGACGAGGGGGAACUGGGCUCAGGGCCGCACGUGCUCUGA